Molecule: messenger RNA, 1170 nt
Organism: Athalia rosae (coleseed sawfly)
Lineage: Eukaryota; Metazoa; Arthropoda; Insecta; Hymenoptera; Athaliidae
Product: probable inactive tRNA-specific adenosine deaminase-like protein 3
Exons: 1
Coding region: 1-1170 (389 amino acids)
Cellular component (GO): nucleus; cytoplasm
Molecular function (GO): tRNA-specific adenosine-34 deaminase activity
Source: RefSeq, a predicted model, not a curated record
AUGACGUCACGCGAGGCAAAAGAAUUGAAAAUAAUUCCUCCGAAGAAUUCUGCGAUGCUCUCGUGGAAACCGAGACCAAUAUUGUCUCCGCAAUUAACGGAACCUGUGCCCCUCGAGGACGUCUACAUCGGCAAACUGAAAGAUAGAAAAACUACCUCCAAAGCCAUUCAAAUGAUUUCUACUGCCCGUCCGGGCUUUAGUCAUCUUAAAAGAUGCAAUGGUUUUCGGUUACUUUUGGCACCGCUGAUGAAUGACGAAAGCGAAGAUCAAAAAUCACCAAAGAUUAUGUCCUCCGACGACUUGAGACGAUCGUUGAACUCCAAGGGUUUUGACCUAUCACUUUUAGAAGAUGAGUUCGAGAUUAUCAAGGUGCCGAAAAGAGCAGCGAAAACUAAAAUCCAGGCUACGAAAUGCUCCGAUAUUUGGCCCGUCAAUUUUCACCCUGAUCCUCAAUUAGAGGCGGUUAUUUCUGGAGAUAUUUUCACGACUGAACAGCUUUGUAGGAUUGAAAUCCUCAUGCGACUCGCUAUAGAGGCCGCUAGAAGGGAAUCCGUUGGGAACAGCGAGUGCAACGGAAGCGCUCUGGUCGUGAAUCCAGAGAAUGGCGAACCCUUGGUUCUGGCUUGCUCAAAAAUCGAUCAGCAUCCGAUGUGGCAUGCGGCAAUGCUGGCGAUCGACUUAGUUGCCAAAUCGCAAGGUGGAGGUACCUGGGAUCUACAUAAAUCAAAUUUAACAAUUCGAAAUCAAUCGGAAACCGAACGGAAAAGACAGUCGAAUAAGAACUCGCUGCUUUUUUACCCCCCGUCCUUAAGCGAUAUAGAAUUUCCUUGCUCGGAAACGAAACUUCUCGAGGUAAAGGCGACGCGGAAGAACAAAUGUUCUAAUAUUCCAAGAGACGACGAACACCGGGAUACAACUGGGCCGUACCUUUGCACGAAUCUUUGGGUUCUUUUGGUACAAGAACCCUGCGCGCUUUGUGCAAUGGCUUUACUGCAUUCUAGAGUUUCGAAAAUAUUUUACGGUAUCCCUGGUGAGCACGGGGUGCUCGGGUCUAAAAUUAUGCUACAUAUCACACCGGGACUGAAUCAUCGGUAUCAAGUUUGGUCGGGAAUUUUGGAAGACGAAUGCCGACGGGUUCGCAAUGAAAUAAAGGCCCGGGAUUGCAUUUAA